CAUGCGCUUCGAUUAGGGUUUUUUUCUGCGUGUUUGGUUUUUUUUACGCGUUUUCUUCUCGCGAUUUGCUCGAGAAUUGAAAUCACUUGCGUUCUGGAAGAUCCAUGUGAUCCGAGUCGUAAUUCGCGCUCGUUUCCCGAGGAGUUGCUUCUCCAAACGUUGUCGUUUUCCCGUUGGUGUGUAACUUUAGAAACUGGGGAAAAUAGUUAGAUCGUGGUCGCUCUGGUCGCCGGAACUGCUGCAGUUUUGAUUCUCCGGUGACUAGGGAACACUUGGCUGACAAGGGCGAAAAAGGGGACCUGAUACAGCUUUUGCGUCAUAGCAUCAUGAAUAUGCCACUUUUGGAGAUUCAACCACGGACGUUGAAGUUUGUUGUUGAAUUGAAGAAGCAGAGUUCUUGUGCAGUUCAACUUAUCAAUACAACCCAUCACUAUGUUGCUUUCAAGGUCAAAACCACAUCCCCGAAGAAGUAUUGCGUCCGACCAAAUGUUGGCACUGUUGCACCAAAUUCAUCCUGUGAAUUCACUGUCAUUAUGCAAGCAUUUAAAGAACCACCUCUGGAUAUGGUUUGCAAAGAUAAGUUCUUAAUCCAGAGUACUAUUGUGCCUGCGGGGACGACUGAUGAAGACAUCACAGCUAGCAUGUUUUCCAAAGAGGAAGGCAAGCACAUAGAGGAAAACAAACUCAGAGUCACACUUGUUUCGGCCUCUGACUCACCUGAAUUAUCUCCAAUUAAUGGAACAUUGAAGCAGGGGCCAAUAUUUGAAGACUCAAUCCUCAAGGAUCGAGUAUAUAGUCAACCCGAGACCCUUGCUCCGCCACAAUAUGACGGUGAGAUUAUUAAGGAGCCUUGGAUGGUUAGACAUGAAGAGAGAAAACCAAAUAAGAUUGCUGAUGACAUCAAGGAGUUUAAGCCGCCAAAGAAGAGUUCUGUGAGUUUUAUGGACGAUUUGGGUCUUGCUAAUGACAUCAAACCAGUUAGGAGUGGUUACGAGGCAUCGAAGUUACCAAAUGAAAAUGACUUUGACCCGUUAGCGUCCCACGAGGAUGCGAAUUUCAGAAAGGAUAUUAAGCCAAGAAUUAAUGUUGAUUUUCCGACAAAUCCUGUGGGUCCACCUGAGGAUUUGAGGAGUGCUAGAGAAAUAAAUGCUGCUACAAGUGUUGGUGCGCCUGAUGAUAUGAAGAUAACAAAGGAGAGAGAAUUUGCUCAACCAAAGAACACAGAGACUGAACAUAUCAAAUCCAUAGAUGAGCUUAAGUUGAUUCGAGACAUCGAGGAAAUGAAGCUGAAGGUCAAUUCCCUUGAAUCCAAGCUAAAGCAGGCCGACGCAACCAUCUCAAAGCUUCUUGAGGAGCGAAGUCUUAGCUCUCAACAGAGACAGAGCUUGCAACAAGAACUGGCGGAGCUAAGAACGAAGAAGGUGAUCAAACAAGUGCAUGUCGGGUUUCCGCUCCUGUUCGUAUGUGCCGUGGCGUUCAUCAGCAUCGUUGUCGGGUAUCGUCUACACCCAUAACAGCCCCUCCUCUCUCGCACUCGCACUGAAACUUAUUUGGACUCAAUUUGGUAUGUCUUUAGGAAUAUUGGGUAAAGUAGACUCUUUUUUCUUUUACCUUCAUAUUGAAUAUAGAACAGAGAAGAAAAUAUUCGGUAAACUAUUUUAUACAGAGUGUUAUAAUUCAUUCAAGGUCCCCCUUUUUCUUCUUC
Molecule: messenger RNA, 1705 nt
Organism: Tarenaya hassleriana
Lineage: Eukaryota; Viridiplantae; Streptophyta; Magnoliopsida; Brassicales; Cleomaceae
Product: vesicle-associated protein 2-2-like
Exons: 9
Coding region: 327-1514 (395 amino acids)
Biological process (GO): endoplasmic reticulum membrane organization
Cellular component (GO): endoplasmic reticulum membrane; plasma membrane
Source: RefSeq, a predicted model, not a curated record